Molecule: messenger RNA, 567 nt
Organism: Medicago truncatula (barrel medic)
Lineage: Eukaryota; Viridiplantae; Streptophyta; Magnoliopsida; Fabales; Fabaceae
Exons: 1
Coding region: 1-567 (188 amino acids)
Source: RefSeq, a predicted model, not a curated record
AUGCGAAAGAAGUUGCAAGAGAGGGGUGCUAACUGUCCUAGUAGCUGCCCUGUUUGUGACAAUAGUGUCGAACAAACAAUCGAUCUUCUGUUUGGAUGUCAGUUCAACAAAGAAGUAUGGGACGUGGUUUGUUUGGAUGUAAUUGAGAAACGAAUGACUAUUACUUCAUCUCCUCAUAGUGUUAUCCUAAAUAGUUGUACAUCAGAGGAUAGUAUAUUGGUGAGUAAAAUGGCUAUGGUCAUAUGGAGUCUUUGGUGCAAUCGAAAUAAUAUUAUUUGGAAUAACAAGAGAUCAACGCCUUCUCAACAAGUCAAUGUGAUGGGGAUGGCCAAUUCUCUAUGUGAGGAUUGGAGGCUAGCAAAUUAUAUUAGUGAGAACUCAUUAGACAGUUGUAGUGAGAAUCCUAUUCAAAGUUGGGUGAAACCUCCAGAGGGUUGGUUGAAGUGCAAUGUUGAUGCAGGUUUUCAUCCUCACCAAGGAGUGUCUUCUUUGGGUGUUUGUAUUCGUGAUGAGAGGGAGUUUUUGUUAGAGCUCAUACGACAUUGCGGGAACCGAUGUUGCAGGUAA